This is a messenger RNA of Tarenaya hassleriana, 1206 nucleotides long. RefSeq names its product ras-related protein RABC2a-like. Lineage: Eukaryota; Viridiplantae; Streptophyta; Magnoliopsida; Brassicales; Cleomaceae. The transcript is spliced from 6 exons. The record is from RefSeq and is a predicted model, not a curated record. Gene Ontology annotation, molecular function: GTPase activity; GTP binding. The coding region runs from base 311 to 946 and encodes 211 amino acids.
AUUUUUUUCCUCUACAAAUUAUUGAUUUUUCCCCCCUUUUCGAUUUCUACUCGUAAGAUAGAGAAGAAGAGGAGCGGAGAUGUUGAUAUCAACACCCAGCAUCUCCAUCAUCAUUACAGACAGCUAAAAAUAUAUGCAAGAAAAAACAAGUCUGCUUUUUUAGUAUGAUUUGAUCUCUCGUGGUUCAUAGUUCUUUUCCCAGGGCCCCUUUUUUUUUUGUUUUUGUGUGUUGGGUCUCUAAUUUCGGAGGGUUAGAUCGAGAAAGAAGAAAACUUUAGGGGAGAUUUCAUCUGGGUUUUAGGUUUUAGAAAUGGGGUCUUCUUCAUCAGGACAAGGAGGUUAUGAUCUAUCGUUCAAGAUCCUGUUGAUCGGAGAUUCAGGUGUUGGUAAAAGCAGCUUGCUCGUGAGCUUCAUCUCCAGUUCUGUCGAGGAUCUUGCCCCGACCAUCGGUGUUGAUUUCAAGAUCAAACAGCUUACAGUGGCCGGAAAACGACUUAAACUAACGAUCUGGGACACAGCUGGGCAAGAGAGGUUUAGAACACUGACAAGCUCUUACUAUAGAGGCGCCCAAGGAAUUAUUCUCGUUUACGAUGUGACGAGAAGGGAAACGUUUAUUAACCUAUCGGAUGUGUGGGCGAAGGAAAUCGAGCUUUACUCUACGAACCAAGACUGUGUCAAGGUUCUCGUUGGUAACAAGGUGGACAGAGAAUCCGACAGGGAAGUCAGCCGAGAAGAAGGGGUCUUUCUAGCUAAAGAGCUCAAGUGCCUCUUCCUUGAAUGCAGUGCUAAAACCCGAGAAAACGUAGAGCAAUGCUUUGAAGAGCUUGCUUUGAAGAUAAUGGAGGUACCGAGUCUUUUGGAGGAAGGAUCAAAUGCAGUGAAGAGGAACAUAUCGAAGCAGAAACCGGAACACAUGGCUCAACAAGGAGGCUGUUGCAACUCGUGACCCGACCCGACCCGACCCGACCCCGAGUUUAUAUGUAAGUUUUUAAAUCUUUGAUCUGUUGGUUUAAUCUUUGAGCUCACAACUGAAUCCAUUCCACCUCCAUCUUCUUUGAAGUUGAUAUUGUGUAAUGUGAUGUAAUGGCCUUCCUUUGUGUGUAAAAUCUGAAAACAAACGGAUGGUUUCUUUGUAAAUUUGUCACUUACCUUCUUGUUAUUAUUACACUGAAGAGAAAGCAAAGACUUGGCGGUGUUUCUUUUCCG